Molecule: messenger RNA, 1776 nt
Organism: Penaeus indicus
Lineage: Eukaryota; Metazoa; Arthropoda; Malacostraca; Decapoda; Penaeidae
Product: antho-RFamide neuropeptides type 1-like
Exons: 4
Coding region: 1-1776 (591 amino acids)
Source: RefSeq, a predicted model, not a curated record
AUGGUGGCAGAGGAAGUGGGCGGGCGGCCGAAGGUGGCUCAGGGACAAGCGUGGACUUUGAGCAAGGGAACACGAGUUUCAGAAGUUCACCACCCGCAAGGACACUGGUCAUGUUCUAUAAUCUUAAUCGGCCCCGAGUCCUCGACUCUGCCAUGCCGGGCGAGCCUCAGACGCCGGGCUCGUGAGAAGGCCCCGGAUGGACGGACGCCGGGCCGGGGGCGUGACCCGAAUGCUGGAGGCGCCGCUGAUCAUGGAGUGGCAGUGGGGGGGGGGGAGGCAACCAGGGAAGACGAGGGCGUGGCAUUUCAUCCUGCAUGGAGCGAAGCCACGCCCCUUCCUCGCCGCCCGCGUUCAAAACGGGAUUCUCCAGCCCGCCCAGAAUCCCCGCUCAUAACUCGCCGCGACUUCGGAGUAACGCGAUCGAUACCUGGAGACGAGGAUCUACGCACGGCAGACGAGUGGCCAGGAAGGAAGGCGCGGCAGACGAGUGGCCAGGAAGGAAGGCGCGGCAGAGUGGCCCGGAAGGAAGGCGCGGGAGACGAGUGGCCGGGAAGGAAGGCGCGGCAGACGAGUGGCCAGGAAGGAAGGCGCGGCAGACGAGUGGCCAGGAAGGAAGGCGCGGCAGACGAGUGGCCAGGAAGGAAGGCGCGGCAGACGAGUGGCCAGGAAGGAAGGCGCGGCAGACGAGUGGCCAGGAAGGAAGGCGCGGCAGAGUGGCCAGGAAGGAAGGCGCGGCAGACGAGUGGCCAGGAAGGAAGGCACGGCAGACGAGUGGCCCGGAAGGAAGGCGCGGCAGACGAGUGGCCAGGAAGGAAGGCGCGGCAGACGAGUGGCCAGGAAGGAAGGCGCGGCAGAGUGGCCAGGAAGGAAGGCGCGGCAGACGAGUGGCCAGGAAGGAAGGCGCGGCAGAGUGGCCAGGAAGGAAGGCGCGGGAGACGAGUGGCCGGGAAGGAAGGCGCGGCAGACGAGUGGCCAGGAAGGAAGGCGCGGCAGACGAGUGGCCGGGAAGGAAGGCGCGGCAGACGAGUGGCCAGGAAGGAAGGCGCGGGAGACGAGUGGCCGGGAAGGAAGGCGCGGCAGACGAGUGGCCCGGAAGGAAGGCGCGGGAGACGAGUGGCCGGGAAGGAAGGCGCGGCAGACGAGUGGCCAGGAAGGAAGGCGCGACAGACGAGUGGCCCGGAAGGAAGGCGCGGCAGACGAGUGGCCGGGAAGGAAGGCGCGGCAGACGAGUGGCCAGGAAGGAAGGCGCGGGAGACGAGUGGCCAGGAAGGAAGGCGCGGCAGACGAGUGGCCGGGAAGGAAGGCGCGACAGACGAGUGGCCAGGAAGGAAGGCGCGGCAGACGAGUGGCCAGGAAGGAAGGCGCGGCAGACGAGUGGCCGGGAAGGAAGGCGCGGGAGACGAGUGGCCAGGAAGGAAGGCGCGGGAGACGAGUGGCCGGGAAGGAAGGCGCGACAGACGAGUGGCCAGGAAGGAAGGCGCGGCAGACGAGUCGUCUCACUCGUCGACGCUGAAGCGGGGCAGUCAUUGCGAGAGGACUGACACGAACGCAGACAGUUUGUCUUGCAGGCCUGUCAUGCACGGACUUGAGAUUGAAGUGAAGACCGACGCGCGCCAGGGAUGCUGUCAGAGUAGCGAGGGUCAGUGCAGGAAGGCACAGGUGAGGGCCACGCCUCCGCCGCGUCUGCUAAAGAUUCACCGUAUCCUGUCACGUCUCACGGUUUCGAUUACGAAGGCUGCUGCUACUGUCAUUUCUAGCCCUGCCAGCCACUGCUGA